Eriocheir sinensis (Chinese mitten crab) is the source of this 1507-nucleotide messenger RNA. RefSeq names its product apoptosis-inducing factor 1, mitochondrial-like (gene AIF). Bases 174 to 1496 code for a protein of 440 amino acids. NCBI's taxonomy places the organism in Eukaryota, Metazoa, Arthropoda, Malacostraca, Decapoda, Varunidae. Gene Ontology annotation, molecular function: FAD binding; protein dimerization activity; NAD(P)H oxidase H2O2-forming activity. The transcript is spliced from 11 exons. Gene Ontology annotation, biological process: apoptotic process; mitochondrial respiratory chain complex assembly. The record is from RefSeq and is a predicted model, not a curated record. Gene Ontology annotation, cellular component: mitochondrion; cytoplasm.
CUACUGUUGAGGAAACUUCUGCUGCUCCAGGUGCAGCAAAGGCAGUACCAGAACAUGUGACUUACCUCAUCGUGGGUGCCGGCACAUCCUCUGUAGCAGCUUUCAGGGCCAUAAAGAGCAGGGAUGCUAAAGCAAAGAUCCUAGUGGUGUCUGGGGAGGGCGAGAGUCCUUACAUGAGACCACCACUUAGUAAGGAGUUAUGGUAUACUGAGGAUCUUGAGGCAGCAAAGUUGCUUCGCUUUAAGCAAUGGAAUGGGAAAGAGAGAAGCAUUUUCUUUGAGCAUGAAGACUACUACACUCCAGUGACUGAAUUGGAUUCAAGAGAAAAUGGCGGCAUCUCUGUGCUGCGAGGACGACAGGUGGUCAAGCUGGAUCCACACAAAAAACGAGUGUAUUUGGAUGAUGGAAGUGAAAUAUCUUAUGACAAAUGUCUUCUUGCAACAGGUGGGUCUCCAAAAACAUUGUCAGUGUUUGAGAAGGCUGGAGAAGACAUCAGCAAGAAUGUUACUCUGUUCCGCACCAUUGCUGACUACAGGCAGCUGAAUGAAGUGGCCCAACAAGGCAAACACAUCACUAUUAUUGGAGGAGGAUUUCUGGGUUCAGAACUUGCCUGUGCACUUGGGCACAAAUCCAAAACCACGAAGGGGUCAGUGACGCAAGUGUACCCUGAAUCCGGGAACAUGGGAAGGAUCUUACCAGAGUACCUCUCCAAGUGGACCACUGAAAAAGUCAAAUCUGAAGGUGUCAGUGUCAUCACAGAUUCUGCUGUUCAAGAUAUAAAAAAAACUGAAGAUGGCAAGCUUUCAUUGUCACUCAACACUGGCAAAGAGAUUGUGACAGACCAUGUGGUUUUGGCUGUGGGUCUGGAGCCUAAUGUGGAGCUGGCACAUUCCUCAGGCCUGGAGGUGGAUGACACCCAUGGAGGUUUCAGAGUUAAUGCAGAGUUAGAAGCUCGAUCAAACUUGUGGGUGGCUGGUGAUGCAGCUUGCUUCUAUGACAUUAAGUUGGGACGUCGACGAGUGGAGCACCACGAUCAUGCUAUUGUCUCAGGCAGACUAGCUGGGGAGAACAUGACUGGAGCUGGUAAGCCCUAUUGGCAUCAGUCUAUGUUCUGGUCAGACUUGGGACCUGAAGUUGGCUAUGAAGCCAUUGGCAUUGUUGACUCCUCCUUACCUACUGUGGGCGUCUUUGCUAAGGCUACCACCAAGGACACGCCAAAGGCUGUGGUUGAGGCAACUGGAGAGGGCUUGAGAUCUGAAACUGAACAGACUGCAGAUACUAGUUCUCUGGUCCACUCCAGUGCUCCUCAUGCUCCAUUAAAGGGGGAAGACUAUGGCAAGGGAAUAAUCUUUUACCUCAGAGACAACAUUGUGGUGGGCAUCGUCCUCUGGAAUGUCUUCAACCGUAUGCCAAUUGCAAGAAAGAUUAUCAAGGAUGGCAAAAGUUAUGAUGACUUAAAUGAAGUUGCCAAGCUUUUCAGUUUACAUUCAGAAUAAAGAAAUUACGU